UCCGGACGCUUGGAGCGCGCCAUGGAGAUCCUGGAGGCUGUUAUUUCUCCGCACUCUUAACCUCCUCCUCCUCCUCUUCCUCCUCCUUCUUCUUCUUCUUCCUCUCAUGGUCUGAUAACGGAUACCUAGGUGUGAUCAUGGUUUAUUGAGGCGCUUUGCAGCGGUCAUGCACUGACUGAGCCCGGAUCCGAGGUGAGGUGAGGUGAGGUGAGUGCACUGCCAGGGCGUUGGCAUGGCCCAGGGAUGAAUGGCGAAGGGACGCCCGGCAGCCCGGAGCUCUCUUCGUGCCCGCUGCCUGACUGGAAGGAGUUCUGCGAGUUGCAUGCACGUGCCUCUGCUGCUGACUUCGCCCACAAGUUCCGUCAAUUUGUCACAGAGAACCCAUGCUACGACGCACCGGGAGCUGACGCCAGCUUCUCACGUCACUUUGCGCGACACUUCCUGGACUGCUUCACUGCUGCCCUAAAUCAGGCACAUCAAACCGGCUCACCUGGCGCUUCCUUAGCAUCCAAGUACGCAAUUGCACCCUUUGCAGGGAUUCAGGGUUGCCCGCUUCCAUCCUAUAACCACGAGCUUUGUCAGCGCCGGAAAGACACAGGUGCCUCCAGCGAAUCACUAGACAGCAUGGACAGCGGCGGGGGCGGAGCCUCUGCAAGCUCCACCCUUCAUGGACACAGGGUGACGGCGCUGGGCCAGUCCCGAAGCUCAGAGGAUGUUUCCAUGGGUCACUCUAAGGCCCGUUUCAAAAAGGGCUUUUCGUUAAGGAACAUGAGCUUAUGUGUUGUAGACGGUGUCAGAGAGAUAUGGCAACGGCGGGCACCUCCAGAGCUAGACACAGUGAGCACUGGAGUCAGGAAGUCAAAUGGAGCUGAGGCUGGUGGACACGAGCAUUGGAGCCAGAAGCUGCGGUUGGCGCGGGGUUUACAGGGUAACCGUGCCGAGCUACUGGAGAUCCAGAGGGAGGGUACUCUGCGUUACAUGGUGGCAGAUGAUACCAACUGUAUGGGCACUGCACAGUGGCAGAAGUGCAGGUUGCUGCUCAGGAAAACGAAAACCAGCUUGGAAGGUGGCGAGAAGUUCCUGCUUGAGUUUUUCGUACCACCAAAGUCGUCCAAGCCGAAAGUGAGCGUGCCUUUAUCCGCCAUCGUGGAGGUGAGGACCACGAUGCCCCUGGAGAUGCCUGACAAAGACAACACAUUUGUGCUAAAGGUGGAAAAUGGCGGCGAGUAUAUCUUGGAGACCAUCGACUCUCUUCAGAAGAACUCCUGGGUUGCUGACAUCCAGGACUGCAUAGAUCCUGGGGACAGCGGUGAUGACAUCGAGCUCGCGUCAUGUCCACACAGCCAACAGUCCAAAGAAUUCUCCAUGGUGGCCUCCUGCAGCUGUGAGCUCCUCUCUGAAGGUGUACACCGGGGCCCUGAGAGGUCAUGUGCCGCAGCUUUAGACCAUUACAGCACCCCUAGUGUCCGCUGCAGAGAACUGCCGUUCACACAGCACCCCUCUCAUGUGCCCUUAGAGCGCUUUCUGCAGCUGCCAGAUGCUCAAAGUACAAGCUCAUCAUCAGGUCCCUGCGAACCUUCCGCAGAGACAGAGGUGGCUGCCACUCUGAUUGGUUACCCAUGGUUCCAUGGGACUCUAUCACGCGUGCGAGCGGCUCAGCUGGUACUGGCGGGUGGAGCUCGAAGCCAUGGCCUGUUUGUGAUUCGUCAGAGCGAGACACGACCGGGAGAAUAUGUACUCACUUUUAACUUUCAAGGAAAAGCCAAGCAUCUGCGGUUGUCGUUGAAUGAAAACGGCCAGUGCCACGUGCAUCAUCUCUGGUUCCAGACGGUGUGUGACAUGCUGAGGCACUUCCACACUCACCCCAUCCCGCUGGAGUCCGGCGGGUCCGCUGACAUCACACUGCGUUCGUAUGUGCAGGUGCAGCGCAAUCCCUCGGAUGUUCCCAGCGUCGCAACGCCAUCACGGGAACCCAGCUGCCGGAGCGAGGCUGCUCAGCCCAGUCUUCAUUUUCCUGGAGCCUCGCAGCCUCCGGCAACUCCGGUGCAUGAUGCUCCCCUCUCCUCCAGCUCCUCUUCGUCACCCACGGCCCAUGGAGGUCUCCGGAGCCGGAGCAACAGCUCUGAAAGACUGCUAGAACUCAGUGCUGGCACCACAGAGGAGUAUAGUGAUAAUGAUGGCACUCGGAGGACCAGAGCUGUAGAGAAUCAGUACUCAUUUUAUUGAAAUUCAGCAAGAGCUGCUCUUAAGAUACAACUUGUAAGGUUUGCUAUUCGUUACCAGCCUUGUAUUAAAUACAAUAUUUCCUAAGUAAGGGAUAUUCAAACAUAUCUAAAACUGAAAAAAGUGGAGUUGGUUGGAGUUUCAGCGACACACUCUUUAAGGAUACACUGCAUUUUCUACAACUUCUGGUUUCUUUCAGGUGACAAGGCUGUUCACCUAGAAAAGAAGUAAGAUAUAUUUCUUCUUAAUGAACAGAAAUAUUGUACAUUUAAUUGUGCUUUGCAGCCUAAUACUCCAAGCAAAGCAGGUUUGUCGGUUACUGAAUAGUGCUUUAGAACAGGUCCUAAAAGCACCUUUUAAAGACUUUCUACAUCAGUUUACAACACAGCCUUCAAAUUCGAGAUGGGAAGUUUUUAAAUCUCAGAAAUAUAUAUAGAUAAAUACGUCUUAAGACAUAAAUCACACAAUAGAUUCUGUGUUGUCUCCUUUUUCACUUUUACAACAAGAAAAGCCAUAUCUGAAUGCGGAAGGAAGUUGUUUAGAAUCCCUGUGAGGACUCGCUGCAUGCCAUGGCUGUAGCCUUAGAGAGAGAGGAAGCGUUUAAAUUGUUUAGGACAAAAUGGAGACAAAGAUAUGAGAAUAUCAUAAAUCCAUUUGUUUUGAAAUAUGUGUUAGGGUCGUUCAAGACAAACCAGGACUUUUCAUGGUGCAGAACAUCAGUUAUGAGAGUAAAAACUACCUUUAUUUCUAUAUUAUAUACUAUACUGUAUAAUCCCCUGCUACACUUAAUGCUUAUUGAAAAUAACUCCAGUGGGCUCUGAGCCGACCCUAGCCAGGAUCGCCAUUGGCAUUCUUCAAAACGUUUGCACAGUUUAAAUGUUUAACUGUGGUUAAGAGUCUCAUCACCGUGCUUGUGCGUGAAGUCUUCCAGAAAUGUCAAUCGAUUUCAUGCCUUCGUUCAUGAAAAAGUCCUGGUUUGACUUGAACAACCCCUGAUAGAAAAACGUAAGAAAUCCAAAACAAUGAACCAUUCUCAAAAGCAAAAGUAAAAUGCUGUUUUGUCACAUGUGUAGUACCCUUUAAAGCCUUAAGCUUGUUAAGGAAUAAAUCGUAAGUAUGGUAUUUUUUUUUUGUCUUUUAGGGGAAAUUUUUGAUCAACACCCAUCCAUUAAAGCAGAAAUGUGUUCUUUGUUGGAUUUUUCGAGUCCUAAUCUCUGAACACAGAUUCCAAAUAUAUUCCUUUUAUUUUCUGAACUUGAGGUACUCUUCCUCUAUGCAAAGGUAUUACUCAAUAUAGUCUCUAUUAAAGCAAUGCAUUUGCUCCAACUCUCAAAUCCUCUUUGAAAAUCCCCUUUGUCGCAGUCGAUGGUCUCCCACUGCGCUACAGAGCAUAUACAGUGAUGACACCAUUGACACAAGCAACGUGCACAGAUGAAAGAAGAUGGGGAAACCAAGAUUGAAGACAAACCACGCAGUGGGAGACCAUCAACUGCGACAAAGGGGAUUUUCAAAGAGGAUUCGAGAGAUGGGUUUAACGGCGGUGCAAAUGCAUGGCUCGUGAUGAAGACUAUAUCGAGUAUUUCUCAAGUACAGAGUAAUAGUAACUUUACCACCUUCCUAUGUCAUCAGUUAAUAAAGAAGUUGUGCCCACUUUUGCAAUACUUUCAGUAGAGCCGUCGUCAUAGCCCAUAAUAUUGCAAUGAGGAAAAGUCAAUAUUUUAAAAAAUCUAAAUAUUGUGUAUAAUCAUGACUUGUGUCCAUUUUAGUUACAGCUUUCGAAAAAAAAUGUGGAAAAGAUUGAACGGGUGUCAAUACUUAUGCAUGGCAUGAUAUAUUUUAAUGGUCCCAAAAAAAAACAACAAUUGGGAAAACAUUGAAAUAUCAAAUAAACGUACAGUAUAAGAAAAAUAAAUGACAAAUGAUAGAUUUCCAAACAUGGAUCCCAUAAAAAAAGAAACUGUGCUAUAAGUUGGAGUCUCUUUUCCACCAAGAGCUCUGAAACACCAAGGACUUACAGGAUCUUUACUUUUCUUCUCCAUGAUGAUUAUAGGUUUACAGUACAAUACACUGUUGUCUAUCUCAUCCCCAAAAGUGAAAGUGAUAACUUGGCUGCUGUUCAACUACCCAGACGCUCCCUUCCUUAAUGUUUUACAUCCUUUCUUUCCAUUCCCUCUUUUUGUUUUUGUUUUUUGACAUGGCAUGUGUGUCGCUCCUUCCCUGCGGACUUUGAUAUCAUACGUUCCUUAGAGGAAGCUGUCUUGUUGAUACAUCUGCCAGCGGUUAGCCUCCCCCAAGCCGUUUCCUGCAGAUGCCUCUUGCUCCCACCUUUUUUUUCUUUCUUUUUUCGAAAAAGGGCUUUUAAGAAGUUAAAAGCUGCUUAGUGAAAUCAAUUUCCCAAGAGCACUCCACUUCUGUUUGUGAAGCUGUUGAUAGGACGUUCCGGACAUCCUGUCUUUUGGGUUUUAUGGAGAUAGCUUCCCACAACUUCGACGUGGGGUGAAGGUCGGUCUCCAGAAUUAAAUAGUUGGAAAUUAACCCGGGAAAAAAAAACGUAAAAAAAAAAAAAAAAACACGCUGCUUUCUGGUUUGUAAAAUGGCAUAGCAUUGAUAUAUAAAUAGCUAAUACAAACACUAACAGAUUUCUUAGUGAGCUGAUGCAAAUGCUGGCACGUUUUUGCCUGCGAGUGUAAUAGUUCUCCGUUAAAGCCUCAUGUCACGUUGUACAUAAUGGUAAAAGGCUAGAGUAAUUUCCUACUAAUAUACAGUUCUCUGUACGCAAAGGGAUUGUAAUUCUGUAAAGACACUAUAUCAGCGCUAGAAGAAUAACAGAAGUAAUUAGCUAAUUAAUAAGUUCUAGGGUUUUUUUUUUGGAGCAUUGAUUUUUUUAUGGAUAUUCGUAUCAUCAUUGCUUAAUCGAUAUUUUGCUUAAAUAAUGUAAAGAAUAACCCUUUUUUCCUUACAACUGGAGUAUUUAUUUCCUAAUUAAACUCAUUUAUUCAUUAAGAAAUCAAAUAACAAUUCGUCUUUAAAAUAGUAAUACGAGCGGUGUUCAAGUCAAACAGGGCCUAUUGAAUUUUUUUGAAAAAGAGCCACAAUUAGAUUAGCGGUUCGAAUCAUGUCUGAAACGCUGGCCUCUCAGGAACUCCCUUAAUGGCCCAAAUAUGUGGAAAUAGCUUGGAGCAAGGUCAGAACUCGCAGUCGAGUUUCUGUAACGUGGAAUGGUUGUGUGUACAGUGUGACACAGACAGAUACUUCUCUUUGGCAAGCUGGAAUUUCUCUUGCUGAAUGACCGCAAUGGGCUCCGAGCCACCUUGCCCGGGAUGUUCAGCCUUCUUUAGAACAUUCACACCUUUUAAAUGUUUUACCGUGGCUAGGAACGUGUUCCUGAAGUCUUCUGUAAAUGUCAAUCGGUUUUACGCCUUCAAUCUUCCAUCUGCUCAUGAGAUGGCAAGUCCUGUUUUGACUUGAACGCACCUUGUAAAAUCCGGUAGCCAAAUACACACAUAAAUCAUCUUCAUUUAGUACACUUCUACUAAUGUUUUAAAAAAAAUAAAAAGACCAUAAUGUUUAAACAACAUUGUGCGCCUUGAAUUUUGAGUUCCUCUUACCACCCCAAAUGCCCCACUCACCCCACUCACCCCACACCCCCGAAAUAGAAGCACCUGAAAGCUUACAGGUUUACCUCAGACUGUUAUAAAUCCCUGACAAGGGAGACUCCUAAAUUGUCUUCUGUGAUUCUCCUCACAAAAGCAUUGACCAUAUCAACACGUUUAAUCCAUGUAUACGGACUGUCUUCCAUACAAGUCCUUGCGUACACUCUUACUACCGAACAACGUAUUAGAAAAAGAGCUUUAAUAUACUGUAAUCCGUGCAGCUGAACCUUUUCUCAACAAUGCUGUUUAACUGAAUUCAUCAACACUCCUUCUGACCAAUCAGAAACGAGGAUUCUUACAGUGCUGUGCGUACGUUUAUUCAGGAAUUCGACACUUGCACACACUUUUGUUUAAAAGUAGGCAGACAGGGAGAAAAAUUCACAGAGCCACGUGUGCCAAUCUGAAUAGUAUUUUUUUGAAACCUAUUUAUUUCUCAGCCGCUGUACAUAUAAUUUUCAUAGAGAGAUUUUUAGUUGUGUAUUUUCACAUGUUUUUUUUUAUGUAUCCAAAUAAAUUCAUGUGUAAUUUCAGUUUGCUCGUGCUAAUUACUGGUUUUCUGUUUAUUCCUUUUCUUUUGUUUUUGGCUGAGUUUUUAGUGCAAUUUUGUACAAAGUGAUGUACUUGACAUACUACUUUAUAUUUCUGUGAAUAAAAACGGA
Clarias gariepinus (North African catfish) is the source of this 6535-nucleotide messenger RNA. RefSeq names its product SH2B adapter protein 2. The transcript has 9 exons. Gene Ontology annotation, molecular function: transmembrane receptor protein tyrosine kinase adaptor activity. Gene Ontology annotation, biological process: antigen receptor-mediated signaling pathway; intracellular signal transduction. Bases 244 to 2226 code for a protein of 660 amino acids. Lineage: Eukaryota; Metazoa; Chordata; Actinopteri; Siluriformes; Clariidae. The record is from RefSeq and is a predicted model, not a curated record. Gene Ontology annotation, cellular component: plasma membrane.